CAGAACCACACCAUCUGGGUGUGGAACAGGGGAUAGACUUGUUCUGGUUGGCCUUAGAGCGUAGGAGCAGUGGGGUUUGGAAGAGAUCCAGAGAGGCGCAGAAAGGACUUCGGAAUAAUUAAUUAGAAACGAAAUUAACCACGAAAAGAGCUUCUUGCCUUCCCAGGUAGUGAACUGCCCAUUUCUGGAAGCGUUCAAGCAGCUUCUAGUCAGAGAUGCUAUAAGAAGGCCCUUACUGGGAGUACGGAUUUGCCGGUCCCUUUCAGGGUUGUGAAUAUACGAUUCUAAAACUCCAGGAAACCACUCCGCAGACUCCGUAACUUCUCUGGGGCCCCAUUCAACCGCCCCCCGCAAGUCCGAGGGGGCGGGGCUGACUGGGCUUGGGGAGCGGGAGAGCUAAGAGAAAGGACGGGGAGGAGCCGAGGCAGCCAGCGCAGGGCUAUAAGGGGCUGGAGCCCGCAUUGGUCAGGGUUUCUGGUAACUAGCGGACGGAGGCCGGCUGCCUGCCAGCUGCUGCACUCUUAAAACUCCUGCCCACCAUGACUUGGUCACAUCUCUCAGUCGGGCUAUUGUUAUUGAUGCAAACUGUGUCUCCUGCUCCAGAGACUCCUUCUACAGUGAAUCCCUGCUGCUACUUCCCAUGUCAACACAAAGGUGUCUGUGUGCGCUUUGGCCUAGACCAAUACCAGUGUGAUUGCACCCGAACUGGCUACUAUGGGCCCAAUUGCACCACCCCGGAGCUAUGGACGAGGAUCCGGGAAGCCCUGCGACCCAGCCCUUCCUUCUACCAUUUCAUCCUAACCCAUGGUCGCUGGAUCUGGAACAUUAUCAACACUACCUUCAUCAGAGACGUUCUCAUGAGGCUUGUUCUUACUGUUCGAGCUAACCUGAUUCCCAGCCCACCCACCUACAACUCGUACCACGGCUUCAUUAGCUGGGAGUCCUAUGCCAAUUUGAGCUUCUAUACUCGAGUUCUAGCCCCUGUACCUGAAGACUGUCCUACCCCCAUGGGGGUCAAAGGGAAGAAAGAGCUGCCAGACCCAGAGUUGCUGGCCCGACGCUUCCUGUUGCGGAAAGAGUUUGUGCCAGACCCUCAGGGGACCAAUCUCAUGUUUGCCUUCUUCGCCCAGCACUUCACCCAUCAGUUCUUUAAAACAUCUGGAAAGAUGGGUCCUGCCUUCACCAAAGCCCUGGGCCAUGGGGUAGACCUCGGCCAUAUUUAUGGAGACAACCUGCAGCGCCAGUACCAGCUACGCCUUUUUAAGGAUGGGAAGCUCAAGUUUCAGAUGGUGGAUGGGGAGAUGUAUCCACCAUCAGUGACUGAGACUCAAGCAUCCAUGAGAUACCCAGCAAAUGUGCCUGAAAGUCAACAGAUGGCCGUGGGCCAAGAGGUGUUUGGGUUGCUCCCAGGCCUCAUGAUGUAUGCUACAAUCUGGCUUCGGGAGCACAACCGUGUCUGUGACAUCUUGAGAGCUGAGCAUCCCACCUGGAAAGAUGAGCAGCUCUUUCAGACAGCCCGACUCAUCCUCAUAGGGGAGACCAUCAGGAUUGUCAUUGAAGAAUAUGUGCAGCACCUUAGUGGCUAUUUCUUGAAGCUGAAGUUUGACCCCGAAAUGCUGUUUGGAAUCCAGUUUCAGUACCAAAACCGUAUCUCCUUGGAGUUUAACCAUCUGUACCACUGGCAUCCACUCAUGCCUGACUCCUUUGUGGUGGGAGAUCAGGAAUACAGCUAUGAGCAGUUUGUAUUCAACACCUCCAUGCUUUUGGACUAUGGUGUGGAGGCCCUGGUGGAUGCUUUCUCUCGACAGAGGGCAGGCAAGAUUGGUGGGGCCAAGAACAUCAACCACCAUAUCUUGCAUGUGGCUAUCAGCACCAUUAAGGAGUCACGGGAGCUGAGGCUUCAGUCCUUCAAUGAAUACCGCAAGCGCUUUGGCAUGAAACCCUACACCUCCUUCCAGGAGCUCACAGGAGAGAAGCAGAAAUCAGCAGAACUGGAGGAACUGUAUGGAGACAUUGAUGCUCUGGAGUUCUUCCCAGGUUUACUUAUAGAGAAAUCUCUGCCCAACUCUAUCUUUGGGGAGAGUAUGGUGGAGAUUGGGGCCCCUUUCUCCCUCAAGGGACUCUUGGGGAACCCCAUCUGCUCUCCAGAGUACUGGAAGCCCAGCACAUUUGGUGGUGAAACUGGCUUUAACCUUGUCAAGACAGCCACGUUGCAGAAGCUAGUUUGUCUCAAUGUCAAAAUGUGUCCCUACGUCUCAUUCCGAGUGCCUGACCCAGACCAAGUGGACAAGCAAAGUGUGAAGAGGCCGUCUACUGAGCUGUGAGAGAAACAUUGACAUUCCAGAAGGCUUUGUGUUAUUCUUGCUCUUCUGUCUGGAAUUUGGAUUCUUGGUUUCAUGAUGCAAAACUUUGGGUCCUUAGUUGGUUUUUCCAAAUGUUUAUUCCAGAGCUUCAGAGCUUUGAUUUCUGAUAGACGUUCUUGAAUAUUAACUGGCUUUCUGGAACCCCUGGAUUGUAAUUUGGUUCUCUGGAGCAUUGAUUUUCUCUAUUCUCUCCAAAUGAAUUACUAAAGAAUUUUAAUCAUUUAGGGGAGGAUUCUUCUAUUGUGCUCAGGACCAGGGAAACUACAUUGGCCUCAGACCUGGAAGGGGGUUGCUGUGGAAAGUGGGGAAGAUAGGUUCUCUUCAUCAUCUUCAUGUCCAGCCUGGUAUGUUUUUGCUGUAGGUUUUUGGGGUACUGUUUGUGUGUUGGGGAUAGUGACUAUAGAUGGGUUCAGGGAACAGCUGACCUACAUUUCCCUGAGAGUGCCUACCACCUUUUCCCUAGCCCUGGAUUUCCCAAGAGGUCUUGGGUCCUCAGUUGAGGCCAAUAAAAUAUUUUCAAAGUUGCUUCCUGUGUUUCUCCUGCUAACUUGGAGUUGCACCUCCUUGACCUUAGUAGCAACUAUAGAUAUGUCACUAUGUGCCCUGUUAUGCACUAUCCUGCUUUCUUCCUAUCAUUUUUUGAUACAGUGUAAGGUGAAGUAUAUUUUAUCUUUAAACCUCUUGGAUUUACCAUUGUUGAUCAUGGUGCUUAAAACACCAUUAUGAGUCGAUACCUUUUUCUUGCUGUUAAAUGAGCUUUUUUUUAAAUUAAAAAAUACAUUUUUUACUCUCUCAAUUUUCUCACCAUGGAAAAAAGGGAAAGAAAAACAAAACUAUUUUGACAAAUACACAGUAAGGCAAAACAAAUCUCAACAUUGGGUAUAUCUAAAAAAUUUUUUUUCACUAUACACCCUGAUCUCAAUAUAGAACUGAUUCAUCAGCAGUCCUCUGAAACUAGGGUUGAUUAUUGCACCGAUUAGAGUUUAUAAUUCCUUCAAAGUUUUUUGUCUUUACAGUAUUUUUUGUUAUUCUAUAAUUGCUCUCUUGGUUCCACUUACUUUACUCGGUAUCAGUUCAUAUAGAUAUUCCCUAGUUUCCCAGAAACUGCCCCUUUCAUUAUUUCUUACAACACAGUAGCAUUAUCAUAUGCCUUAAUUGGUCCAGCUGUUUCCUAAAUGAUGAGUAACUUCUUUAUUUUCAGUUCCUUGCUACCAAAAAAGUGAAACUAUAAAUAAAUAUUUUUCCAUGUGAUCCUUUCCUUUUUAUUUUGAUCUUUUUGUGAUUUAUGCCUGGUAGGAGUAGUUCAAAGUGUAUGUACUCUUUAGUGCCUUUUUGGGGCAUAAAUCAAACCAGCUUUUUAGAAUGGCUGGGCCAAUCACUUCUUGACCUUUUGGCUAAGAUCAAUAGUAGAAUGGCUGGGCCAAUUGUAUAGUUCUACUAAUAGUGCAUUAAUGAACUUAUUUUUCCACAGUCCUGUCAGUAUUUAUCAUUUCCUGUUUUUGGUCAGCUUUACCAAUCUGAUGCCUAAGGUAGAACUCAGACUUUCUUUAAUUUGCUUUUCUCUAAGUAUUAUUGAUAUGGAUCACAUAUUUUUUCCCACAUGGCUAUUUAUAGCUUCCUCAGAGAGCUGCCUCUUUAAUGAUCUUUGGUAUAAUUAGAGAAUAACUCUUAUUCUUAUAAACUUGGAUCAAUUUUUAAUGUAUCUUGGAAAUGAGACCUUUAUUAGAGAUGCUUGCCAAAAAGAUUUGUGCCCCUCCUGUUUCUUUUUUAUUUUUAGCUGCUUUAAUUUUUGUCUAUUCCUUUUCACUAAGCUCUUUCCUUUUUGGGUUUCCUUAAGGGGUAUUAAUGAUAAAAAUAACAGAAUAUAUUUCUUUAGCACUUCCCAACUUCAAAGCAAUUUCUUCACAGAAUCCUUAUAAGGUAGGUAGUCCAAGUAUUAUCAGUACCAUUUUACAGAUAAGAAAACGGAGACCAAGGGAGUUAGAUGAUUUUCUCAAGAUCACUAAUACCUUGGUAAGAAGGAAUUUAUUACGUUUCCUUCUGUAAAGGAAAGAUAAAAUAUGUGGUAGUGUGUGUGUCCAUGUAUGUCUGUGUAGGGGGAAAUGCAGGUAGAAAACCAAAACUGCCUUGAAUAGUACAUAAGAGUUUUCAAAGCAAAUUUGUAUAUCUUAUCUCAUCUGAUCCUUAUAACAACCCUGUGGGUGAGCUUCACAAAGGAGAGAAUUGCCCAUGUUAUAGAUUAUGAAACCAAGGUCUAUAGAGGUGUCAUAGCUAGAAAGAUGCAAACCAGAAAUUAAUAAUAACUAAUAAUUCAAAGGGCAGUCACAUGGCAGAGUAGAUAGAAUAUUAGGUUUGGAGUCAGGAACUUGCCUUCCUGAGAUCAAAUCUGGCUUUAAACACUUUCUGGCUGUGUUACCCUGGGCAAGUCAUUUAAUCAGGUUUGCCUCAGUUCCUCAUUAAAAAAAACCCCAACUAAACAAAACAAUGAGCUGGAGAAGGAAACGAUAAACAACUUCAAUAUCUUUGGGAAGAAAACCCCAUACAGGAUCACAAAGAGUCAGACAUGACUGAAAAUGAUGAAGAAAAUAACUCAACAGUACUUUUCUAACAAAAACUAAGUUGGAAGUACAGUUAUUAUCUGAUUUUAUAGGUGAGGAAAAUGAGGUGAAGUUGAGAGAAGGUAAAUGACUUGCUCAGAGCCAUUUAGAGUAUUAUACAAGUCUUUGAUCCCUUAGCCAUCUUUCUUCCUACAUUACAUUACUACUUACUUCCUACAUCUACAUUAGCUGCUCAGAAAGGAGAUAGCCCAGGACCCUGACACCUUAUUCAUCUCUGGGGAGGAGGCUAAUGGACAAUAGGCUUAAUUCAUUCACAAUAUGAUCAUGGAAAAAAUGGUAAGAAUUUACCCAGCAUCUUCUUUGAGAUUAGUAGGAAUGAAGAACUGUGGGUAGAAGUUUCAGAGAAACAGACUUGAGUUUAAAGUACUUAACAUUUAAAAUUGGCCCAAAGUAGAACCAGUUGCCCUGUCUGAAGUCAGAAGAGUAGAAGCUGGAUGCUACCAUUCAGGAUUGUUGUAGAAAGUAUUCUGUUUGAGGUACAAGUGGGUCUAGAAAUUCCUUUCAUCUUGGAGAUUCUUGGCUUCAAUGCCGACUCAUCUUAGACUAGACUUUAAUGACAUAAUAAGUUGCGGAAUAAUAUAAUCUCAGAGCUGAAAGGAACCUUGGACACAGGAGAUUAGAAAUAAAAGGGACCUUGGAAUUUGGAAUGAUAGAUUUGCCCUAGACCUUAGAGGUUAUUUAAUCACUUUGGUUCCUAGUGGAGGAAAUUAAAAUUAAGUAGCCGGGAAGUAUUUGCCCAAGUACUUGAACCCAGUUCUCUGAGUUUAUAGCCCUUGAUUACAUCAUGAUCUCAGGCUUUUUGGGGGGUGGCAUUUACAUUAAAUAUGAGAGUGAGUGGGCCAAAGCCAUUGGAUGGGAGGAGGGGAAGUGAAGCUUCCACAAGAAAUGUGAAUGACUGCUCUUUUCCUACUGGUCUCAGAGGAAACUGUCUCCAAGCCCAGAGAGGGAGUCAGGAUGAAAGGAGAUGAUGUGCUGGGAAAAUUGGAUGACUUCUAGUGUGAAAUGGCAUGAAGAAGGUUUCCUCUUCAUGAUGAGGUCCCUGGUGUGGCCUAUCUAAUAAGGCCUAGGGAAAUCAUUCUAAAGAUUCCUGUUUCUCUGAAUCUGAUACUAAUUCUCCACUUGGAUCUCUGCCCCCCAGUUUGGGGGAAAGUUUAACUUCUCCAGAGCAAGUGGCUAAUUGGAAACCCAAUGAACCAGCUUCUCUACUCAUCCAUUUCCCUGAAGCUGCCACAAAGUCUCCAGUGCUGGAAAGACUUCUCAAUACCAUACAUCAUUUUACAUCACGCAGAUCCAUCUCAUCCUGAGAAACAAAUUGCUACCCUAGGUUUUUAUUGGUGCAUAUAGCCUGUCUGGAUUCUAGUCCUUGACCCUAUUCCUAAUCCAGUGUAUGACUUUAGAUAAGUCACUUCCCUUGUUUUCCUUCAUUUUAAAAUCAUACUUAAUCUACUUACCUCACAGGGUUGUUGUGAGGAUCAAAUGAGACAAUGUGUAUAAAUUAAUAUUUUUUGGUAAAUUAAAACACUAUAUUAAAAGAAGUUAUAACACUUUCAUCUUGUCAGCUUGGAUGCUAGACUCUGCUACUUAUUGGUUGUGUGAUUUGAAGUCAUUUCUCUAGAUUUCCUUUGGUGUUGAUUUUAUUAUAAAAUUAAAUGGGUGGACUGAGUGAUAUCUAAGGUCCCUUCCUGUUUUGAUAUCCUAUGUUCAUCAUAGGAUUUUAGACCUCGAGCUUCAUGGCAACUCUGAGCCCAUCUAUUUCAAUCCAUUUCAUUUUAUAGCCAAGGAAACCAAGGCCCAAGGAAGUUAAAUGGUUUGCCUAAAGCCCCACUGGCAGUAACAGAAGUGGCAUUUGAAAGAAAACCUGAAUCUAGGUGUAAUCACUCUUACAGGCACCAUUCUUCAAAUACUUAAUGACAGCUUUCAUUCUUCCCUAAGUCUUCGUUUUUCUAGGCCUAACAUCCCAACACCCUUGGUUCUGUACCUUUAUAUAUGACCUCAAGGUCCUCCACCAUCCUCCUAACCCUCCUCUAGCAGCUCUUCAGUUUAUCAAUAGCCUUUCCAAGAUAGAGUAUCCCAGUGUGGCUUCAUCCUUUCCAUGAAAGUAUUCAUGCAUCCAUUCAGAAUUCAUCCUUCAGCAUAUUUUCAGUCCCUGUGGGUUGCCUUCAAAGCUUUCCUCUUUUCCUUAUACCAAUGAGGAUAUUCAAGAGGAAUCGGGGAUAGCACUGGGUUUAAGGAGAAUAUGUGAGGGACAGACACAAUUAAUCAGGCAUUUAGUAAGCACCUACUUUGUGCCAGUCAUCAAGCUUUUGGUACUAAGAACACAAAAGGAAUAAAUGAAGCAGUUCUUGUCCUUGAGGUACCUACAUUGCAUCACAGAAGGGAGACAGUGUCCAUAGAGAAGUAUAUACAAAGUAAAUACAAAAUAAAUACAAAGUACACAGUUGAGGAAUGGAAAUACUUCUAGAGGUUUUUCAUUCCAUAUCAAACAGACCUUCCAAAGGGCAGAUUUAAGAGUUGAUGGAUACUAUGUAAUAAGCUACUGUUGCUUCCAGUUUCCAGUUCAGUGAUCCUAAUGGAAAAUGCAGAGAAAGAGAGUCAACAGUCCCUGCACACAAGCUACUUAUUCAUUUGAUCCAGAGCAUCUAAGAUCAUAUCAUGCAUUUCUCUCAUGUUGUGAAUGAGGUGACUAAGUCUCAGCAAAACUGAGCUCAUACAGGGAGUUAACCCAACUGGGGUUUAGACACAGCAGGGUCCUUAGUUUUAAUAUUUGUAAAAUGAGAUUGUUGGAUUGUAUGAUCCCUAAAGUUCUUUCCAACUUAAAAUUCAAUGAUUACGUGGUUUUUGGAUACUUAAUUCAUUGCUUUUUUCAUUAUACUAUGUACUUCUGGUCUCCCCCCAAGGAAAAUUCGUAGUCUUAUGGGAGAUACAUGGUCUCUGCCCAAGGGCAGCUUUCAGUUGGAUAAAAAGAACAGAAAUUUUUGUGAGCAUUUAGAAGGAACAGAAAGAAUGUAAUUUGGUGGGAAGAUGGGAUAAAGGAGAGUGAGACAAAGAUUAUGGAAAAGGAACCAAGCUACAAACAAAAAUUGGCUCAACUAGGUCCAACAACUAAAGACCAUAUGACAUGGGAUUGCAACCCCUCUGGUCUAGCUGCUGCAUAUGAGAGUUAGUGCGUUUAAGAAACAGGCUUGGCCAAGAUAUUAAUGCACUGAGCAUGUCAAUCUUGGGUACUUCACCUUGAACAUAAGACCCAGAAAAUAUCAGAUUUGAGAGGAAAAAAAGAAAGAUUCCUUAGAAAUGGAAGGAAGAAGCUGAGAUCUAGAACUUUAUUCUACCAAGAAGCCUUCACAUAUCUUACUUCAUGCUAUUAUUCCUCUGGCUGUACGUAAGAGCUGAAGCAUAGAGAUGGUUACAGUACAGAUGACCAUCAAUGCCUUGUUCAUGACUGUAUAUGGACAGAAGCUAGAAAGAGAGAUGAUGCUCCCCCAAAACAGGAUCAUAGUAGUGAGUUGGGACCUAUAAAUGGUAAAGGAACUGUUGUGAAUAAACUGGUAGGUAAUAAGAGAUGCUGUAUCUUCUUUAUAGUCUCUGUUGUUGGUAAAAGGAUUGCAGGCUGAUAGUUGAGUUUGAGCUGUUGUGAGCUGAGGCUCAGUGUAACUGGUUUUGGGCCUAAUUCAAGGAUAACUAAGUGAAUGACUUGGAGACAGUUUUUAAGAAAACAAAACCUCUAUUUAAAAAGGUUUAAGGAUAGGCAAGGAUAAAUAAAAUGGUAGAGAACAGGAUCCCUAAUUCUAAGGGGGUCUAACUUAUCCUACCCCCAAAUUAAGACCCCUCACGGAGUUUCUUCUGCCUGUGGUCCAGGCCUCCACUGAUCUCCUUAAAUCUACCACUAAAGUCCAAAAAUCUAUGCUAAAUGCUCUAGGCUCAUUAUAAUCCUUUAUAUAUCUUUUUUUUUAAACCCUUCCCUUCUGUCUUAGCAUCAAUACUGUGUAUUGGUUCUAAGGCAGAAGAGUGGUAAGGGCUGGGCAUUGGGGGGUUAAGUGACUUGCCCAGGGUCACAUAGCUGGGAAGUGUCUGAGGCCAGAUUUGAACCUAGGACCUCCCAUCUCUAGGCCUGGCUCUCAAUCCACUGAGCUACCCAGCUGCCCCCUCCUUUAUAUAUCUUAAGUAACUGUCUCUUUUGAUUAUUUUAGCUCACUUUAGUUCUUUCUGGGCCUCGUCAAGUUUCUGGGCCUGGCAAGCCUAAAAAGCCUGCGUCUACUCUAGAACUACACAGAUGAUAAAAAGUCUCUCUUUCCUCCUUCUGGUCUUCUUCACCAACUUAGCUCUCAAGCUCUACCCUACUUCCACUCAUAACUGCCAGAAUAGUUUUCCUAGUUUGCCAGAGUAAAUUGAGAGAUCAGGAACCAACCAGCCUCUCUGAGAGAAGGUGAACUCCCAGAGAGAUUUGACAGUUGGAAACCAACCAACUUCAAGCUUCCCCUGAAUUCUCAGAACCCCUCACCAGGAAUUCUUCCUCCAGAUUCCAACUAGGCCACUAAGUUACUUCAGACAGGAUCUUCCCUCUAUCAUUAACCACUGUCCCAAAAUUAAUCCUAAAUCCAUUUUAAUCCUAAUAGUUCUGUGUAUUCUUGUGAUGGGGGGAUCUUUAGGAGGGUGAUAAUGUUUUGUAGGUGGAGAUAAUGGACAGAAAAGGGGUCAUCAAAUAGCCUUCCUUUCACCAUCUUCAUGACUUCACUGAUGUUUUCAGAUUAUCAAGUCACAUCUCUGCUGAAUGGAUCAUAGAAAAGGGACAAAGCAAAAAGCCAACAUGAAAGAGGAAAAGAGAAAUCACCAAGAUCCUAUCAAUAUCAAUAUGAAUUGACAAUAAGAAAACAAUGAAUAAUAAAACUGAAAUGUUUUUGAAAUGGCUGAUAAAAUGGAAAAAAAUCAGCAACAAUGAAAAAGAAGAAAGCAAGCCUCAACUUUCAAAAUUAAAAUAAUAAACAUAUGAUUUAAAAAUAAA
Monodelphis domestica (gray short-tailed opossum) is the source of this 9980-nucleotide messenger RNA. Its product is annotated as prostaglandin G/H synthase 1. Gene Ontology annotation, biological process: response to oxidative stress; cyclooxygenase pathway. The record is from RefSeq and is a predicted model, not a curated record. Gene Ontology annotation, cellular component: neuron projection; cytoplasm. Gene Ontology annotation, molecular function: prostaglandin-endoperoxide synthase activity; peroxidase activity; heme binding. Lineage: Eukaryota; Metazoa; Chordata; Mammalia; Didelphimorphia; Didelphidae.